CCUUCCAUGCGACACCGUACCACAAUGAGUUGAUGUCUACGCUUAUGCAGAGACACUCCCAAGGUGACCUAUGUGUACUUGGUGGACGGGGUGUGGGAAAGAGCGCCCUGAUUGAAGAGCUGGCACGUCGAUUGCACUAUCGCGUGGAUGUGCUGUUCAUGUACAACGAUAUGACCGCCAGAGAUUUGUUGCAGCAUAGGGCGACUAAUAGUAUCGGAGAUACG
Sphaeroforma arctica JP610 is the source of this 224-nucleotide messenger RNA. RefSeq lists its product as hypothetical. The annotation marks the transcript as partial. The record is from RefSeq and is a predicted model, not a curated record. The transcript has a single exon. Gene Ontology annotation, molecular function: ATP hydrolysis activity; ATP binding. Lineage: Eukaryota; Ichthyosporea; Ichthyophonida. Gene Ontology annotation, cellular component: cytoplasm.